ACUGAUAAUUCUGAAAAAAAUAAUAUAGAUUCAAAUGAGAAUACUGGUGAUUUUGAGGAAGAUAAAAAUGUAAGUAUUCAAGUUUCAGAAAAUAAUAUUGAUGAAUUUAUAGUUGAAGAAAAAAAUUAA
Scutellospora calospora is the source of this 129-nucleotide messenger RNA. Lineage: Eukaryota; Fungi; Glomeromycota; Glomeromycetes; Diversisporales; Gigasporaceae. The record is from the annotation of a GenBank genome assembly.